Messenger RNA from Choloepus didactylus (southern two-toed sloth), 3124 nucleotides. It is a transcript of the gene CD164, whose product is annotated as CD164 molecule. The record is from RefSeq and is a predicted model, not a curated record. Lineage: Eukaryota; Metazoa; Chordata; Mammalia; Pilosa; Megalonychidae. The transcript is spliced from 6 exons. Gene Ontology annotation, cellular component: lysosome; endosome. The coding region runs from base 108 to 701 and encodes 197 amino acids.
GGGUUGUGGGUUGGGCGGAGUCUCGGGGGCGGCGCUGCAGGGGACUCAGGGACGAAGCCAGCGUUGUACGCCGCAACUUUCACUGGAGCACCAACGUCGAGGACGCAAUGUCGGGGCUCUCUCGUCCGCUCCUUUGGGCUGCCGCUUGCCUCGCAGCGCUCUGUGUGCUGUCCGCGGCUGACAACAGGACCGUCACUCCGACCGUGAUUGAACCCGCGAUCUCAACGCCCACGGCCAAGACUUUCCCGACGACCCCUUCGACGCCCCCUCCGACCACCACUCUAGCACCAGUUAUCUGUGAAAACUACAAUACCUGCUUAUCCUGUGUCAAUGCUAAUACCACCUGCUUCUGGAUAGAAUGUAAAGAAGAUAAGAGCUACUGUUCACAUAAUUCGACAGUUAGUGAUUGCCAUGUGAUGAACAGCACAGACUCCUGUUCUGCUCCUACUGCCCCUCCGUUGCCAACCAAUUCUACAGCUAAAACCACAACUCAGCCUGCCUCUCCUACAACUUCCCCUACAGUGACUACAUCAGGUACAACAAAUACCACUUUGACUCCAACCUCACAACCUGCACGGAAGUCGACCUUUGAUGCAGCCAGUUUUAUUGGAGGAAUUGUCCUUGUCUUGGGUGUUCAGGCUGUAAUUUUCUUUCUCUAUAAAUUCUGCAAAUCUAAAGAACGAAAUUACCACACUCUGUAAAACAUCAUCAAAUUAACACAGACUGGUGGUUCAUUUGAAUAAUUCAUUGAAACAAAAAUACUAUCUUUCAAGAUGUCCCACAUGGAAGACGCUAUCUAGGAUCUUUAAAUUUCCAAAGGAUGCAUAUAGGAUAAUUUGGAGCAUCGUCCUUGAAAAAUCAGUUAAAUCAUUUUGCUCAACGGGAAUAUUUAUUCUGCAUGAAUCCUUAUGGCUGUCUUCUUUUAUUUUAAAUGGCUGCUGUUGUGGGAUUAUGUUCUCUCUUCUUGACAUGCCAAAUGUAACUUUUUGUAAGUGAUGGAAAAUAUUGUCCUGAGCAGACAACCUCAUGACUCUUGGCAGUUUAAAUUUAGUCAUUUUAAAGCUUGAAAGCUGCCUUACUUUCAUCCUAACUCAGGAUAUAGUUUAGUGACCAGAAUUGAGAAGAAUGUGCCAAAUGAGCAUUAAUCAGGUGGAUUUUUGGCUAUCGUUUAAAACAUGGAAUAAAUGUAUAAAUUUAAUAAUACUAAACUGUAUCCUUAGAGUAAACUCUGUGCUUGAUAAGUUAUUUUUCUACAUUAGAAAUAAGAUGCCACACAGGGAAUUACAUUCCAGAUUUAAAGAAAUGAAGGGAUACAACCAUAUAGCAGGUUAUUAUUCAUACUUGUAAAGCACCUUAUGUCAUUGAGAAAAUAAAGAACAGUGCCUUAAAAGACAGACUGAAAGGUAGACUGUAACUUUAACUGUUUGUGAUUUGUUCUUUCACAUUAAGGAAGGUAAAAGGUUGGUUCUGAGGAUGUAACUGUUGAUGUGAGCAGUAGUAAACUUGCUUUUAGAUACUAUACUGUUGAUAUUUAGUUGAAAACUUGUCUGCUUUACUUUAGAGCUGAAUAACUUAACCUAAAGGAUGAUACAAAUUUGAAAGCAUUCAGGUAUUAAACCUCCCAACAUUUUUCUUAAUGGCUAUUAAGAAAGCAUUAUUAGAGAUAUAACUGGUUUAAUUAUAUUUUCCUUUGUACUUCAAAAAAAGUAUCGUAACACUGUACCUCGAAAGGAUUUCCACCAAGCUUUCUUGCAAAGUAACUUUCACAAGGCAAGAAGGAUAUACGUUUUCAGAAUCAUUUACUGACUCUAAAUGAGACAAUCAUUUUAAGUUUUCACGCAACAAAUAUGACCAAUGUGAAUUUAGAAAAUCUAAGAAUUUGGGGUUGAUCAGAUUACUGUAGAUCUUUAAUAUUAUUGUUUUAUGACUACGCUUGUAUGACUAGGUUGAGCUUUAUUUAUCCUUCUCUCCCUUCCUUUCUUGUUGGUUUAAAUUCCCAUAGUGUGAUGAGCAUGCAUACUUUUACUUCUGUAGUUUUCUCGUGAAGCACUAGUUUUUUCAAUUUAGAAAAAAAUUUGAAAGGGUACCUUCUCCCCUGCCUUUGACAUAUUGGAUUAGUUCAGAGGCUUAAAUUAGUUAAAAUGUUUUUCUAGAUUACCAUUAAAGUUUUUUCAUUUUAGUUUAUUUAGCUAUAGUGGCUGAGUUUAGCACUUGGUUUUCAAUGUCUUAUAAUAGGAAAGACAAAUUGCUUUGGUCCAUUUCAUAAACUGAAACUCUUUGCAUUUAUUUAGAUAAUUAUAUUAAAGGCUCUUAAAAUGAAGAUUUACUGUUUUUCUGUUACUUGUUGGUACUGCUAAAGUUUGUUUUACUUGCACAUUUGUACAUACACCUAGUAUUUUCAAGUGCCUUACUUGUUUAAAAUCCCUGGCUUCAAAGGUUUUUGGGAAAAGAUAGGUCAGUUUACCUCACACUUUGUGUUUCCCUCACAUUUUGUGUUUCCAUUAGUAGUAAUAUUCUAGGUACCUCACAAAAUUUAUUAUGGUGCCAUGGCUGUUAGUUUUUAAUAAGUGCUAUAAGCUAUAAAAUGCAUUUGGAAAUAUACAGAAUUUCCAUUCCAUCCCAAAUGGGCAAAAAUUAGCUGCAGUGGUAUAAUUGUCAUUUAUCUGGAUAAUGAAUACCUUGCCAUACAUUAAUAUCAACACAAGUAGUAAAUUUUGUGCAAAUGUAGCUUGAUUUGACACCUUUCACCUUCUAUAAUUUUGAGCACCACUCUAACAAAAAGUGUUAUAUUUUGCAAAUCUACAGAGCAGCUCUUGCAACAGAACUCAACAGCCUUUCAGUCCCAUUUCCCUCCUCCUCUUAGCAAUUUAAUAUCUUGAGCCAUUAAUAAUUUUUUGGGUUUUUGUAAUCCAGAAGGUAUGUAGAAACCUUUUCAGAUUUUUCAUCUGAUUUGUUCUUGCAGAUGUAGUUCUAUCAGCUACCUUAUCUUAUCUUAUGGAUAUUUGUUGCACAGGUAGACACUGCUGUAUUUAGAAAUUUCUAUUUCAGUUUACUCAGACGGCAAAACCAAUCUGUAUGAUGUACCAAACUGAUUUGAAAUAAAUUUACAUGUUUAUCAAAUUAA